This is a messenger RNA of Pomacea canaliculata, 5025 nucleotides long. Its product is annotated as guanine nucleotide-binding protein-like 1. The transcript has 13 exons. Bases 849 to 2357 code for a protein of 502 amino acids. The record is from RefSeq and is a predicted model, not a curated record. NCBI's taxonomy places the organism in Eukaryota, Metazoa, Mollusca, Gastropoda, Architaenioglossa, Ampullariidae. Gene Ontology annotation, molecular function: GTP binding; GTPase activity.
CCGGGCUUCAUAGAUCGUGAAAUAAAAUACGUCAUUAAUAGGCGCGCACACACACACACACAGAAUGUGCAUAUCAGAUGUCGGUUGUAGAGAGCACAAAAGCCAUGAUCUCAUUAUAUGCUUUGUAAACAGCGCCGUGAAAAUACAUUUCAACGAAAUUUUUAUAUAUCCCCCUUAUCGAUGCGUAGAUAAAAGAAAUAACGUUUAUUAUAUAGAUUACUUUUGUUGAGUUUUCAUGGAUGAAGCAACAAAUGACAAUGACCAAUUUUAUUCAUCCCAAUGGGCAAUUUAAACAUGGGAAAUGUGCUAAGUUACUAUAGAUAUAUAUAUAUAAAGUUCUAGUUUCAUGGUAAGAAAUAUGGAGAAGUGAUUAAAAAAAUGGGUUUAACCCACCCCUACUUUUCAUAGAACAUGUGCAGACAAACCUAAAUGAUUGAACACUUGAUCAGCUGUUCCAGUCUAGUGCUUGAAAACACUUAUUAUUAUGUCCCUUUAAAUUAGAGUUAAAUGUUGUUUGACUGGUUGGUGGUACAAUGUCACCACAAUGCCAAUAACAGGAAUUGUGGGUUCAUAUCUUGGCUCCGACAUACCUCUCUGACCCUGUCAGUGUUUACCAGGCUGACCAUUGGUGGUUUUCUCUGAGUAGUCCAGUUUCCUCCACCCUGCACUCACAUGAUGACGAUGAUGAGGAGGACACUGGAUCUCACAAGAGUGCUAGAGGAAAAGAAAAGGAUGAUAGAUCUCGCUCACGGGUGGAGGUUGAUCGCCUCAAUCAGCAGCCUGUUGCUGACAAAGAAUGGAACCCAAACAGGUUCCGCCUGCAUUUCUUUAAAAUCUCUCCUGAAGAAAUGAAGGUGAGACAGAAAGAAGCCCGAAAACCCAUCGUCAAAGUGAAAGAGGAAGCCUUGGAAGUUAGCUUUGAGCAAAUACAUGGAUCUGAUGAAGCCUUAGAUUUUCCAAAGCGUCCUAUGUGGAAUUACAGCAUGUCUAAGGAGAAGCUGGAACAGCAAGAACAGACCUAUUUCAAGGAUUACUUGCAGAAAAUUUUCUCCAGUCAUAGUCUGGAUGAGCUUAGUUACUUUGAGCUUAAUCUGGAAACCUGGAGACAAUUGUGGCGAGUCACUGAAAUUUCGGACAUUCUUCUGCUUAUAACAGACAUCAGAUUUCCGGUACUGCAGUUCCCCCCAAGUUUGUACUACUACAUGCGUGAUACUCUGAAGCGUGACAUGAUUCUGGUUCUCAACAAAGUGGAUCUGGCACCACCAUCAUUGGUAGCAGCCUGGCGGGCCUAUAUCACCCAUCUCUUUCCUGACCUCCAUAUUGUCUGUUUCACAUCCUUCCCUAAAAAGCCACAAGAGGCACAAAUAGGAUUUCACAGGAAGGCAAAGAAGACCUCUGCUAAGCCUUUGGGGCCACAGGAGCUAUUAGAUGUUUGUAAAACCAUUGCUGGAGACAAAGUUGACUUCAGUGCGUGGCAGCGAAAGUUGGACACGGGUGAUAGUUCGACUUCUGCACCAGAUAGAGAACAUGGGCCUGAUACCAGCGAAGACUCUUCUGGCCAGGGAGAUACAUAUGCUUCAGAGACCUUCAGGCCAGAAGUUUACCGGAAAUUCCAUAAUGGCAUUUUGACUAUUGGUUGCAUUGGUUAUCCCAAUGUUGGUAAGUCAUCUUUGAUGAAUGGGCUGGUUGGCAAAAAGGUGGUAAGUGUCUCACGCACUCCUGGACAUACCAAGCACCUCCAGACCAUCUUUCUGACCCCAACUGUACGGCUCUGUGAUUGUCCUGGUCUUGUUUUCCCUUCAUAUGUUGACAAGGCACUGCAGAUUUUGUCUGGAAUCUAUCCAAUAGCUCAGGUACGGGACCCUUACUCAGCUGUAGGCUACUUGGCUCAACGCCUUGAUCUGCCGAAACUUCUACAUCUGUCCCAUCCUGACCAGGAGCAAUCACAUCGUCCUUCUGAACCACAGCAAGAGCUACCUUGGUCUGCUUUAGAUAUCUGUGAAGCCUGGGCCAUAAAGAGUGGCUUCUUUACUGCAAAGGCCUCACGUCCAGAUACGUACAGAGCUGGCAAUCAACUGCUGAGAAUGGCAGUGGAGGGUCGCCUCCGUUUGUGUCUGGCCCCACCACAUUAUUUUCAGAAACAAGAUGAGUGGAAAAAUGAUCUUUUAGCUACAAAUCUUGCGAAGCACUUAGAGAAACAAGUCCAGCAGAUAACGUCUGAUGGCAGUGAGGAAGAUGCUUCAGAAUCUGAAGAAAGCAACAAAGAAGGCGCCACUACUGAUUCAGAAGAGGAGAAAGAAGGGGAAAGCACUGCAUGUGUAUCAAGUAAUCCCUUUGAAUUGUUGGCCAAUGAAUGAGGACUUAUCUCAUCUUUUUAUCAUUUUAUUUUGUUGAUUUUUGUUUGUCAAAACCAUUUGACCUCAGUAGCCUAGGCUUUUCAGGUCUUUUGCAUGCUGCAGUGGUGCAUGUUCCUAAAAAUAAGGAUGGACGGUUAGACGAUAACUUUAAAGAUUCAAGUCAUAUGUUACUUUACCAGUGAAUGGAUUGUAUGGUAAUUCAUAUUUUCUCUUGUGGCCUUGGAAUGUUGUGUCAGUUAUUGAACAUCGUUAAAUGGAAUUGUGUUUUUAUCAUUAACACUUAUUCUCAUGAUUUUUCAUAACUCACCCAAGUUUUGAGCUGAAUUGACUCUACAUAGAGGCUGAAUAAACAGGUUGUAUAAUAUGCUCACCCAGCCUACAGAUUAUCACACCAACAUCAGAUCAUUUGUUUGGUUAUAUUUGUCCACAUGUGCCUCCUGAUUACUUAUCAUUUAUAUUCAAGAGAUUCUAGACAGGCAGCCUUGGAUGACAACAGGUUUCUUCAUUAACUUUACCAGACUACCUGACUAUAGGAGAAUAACUAUCAAAAGGAGGGCUCUUCCUAAACCAUUCUCACUGACCAAACCACAUACCUGUCAUAAUAAAGCCAUGGUUUGUGCCGCUGAGAUAGGGCCAACCAGAUGUACUACCAUGGCAUGUGUUGACAGAUUAGGGUCUAGGUAAAUACACUAAAGGUGCAAUCAGAGCACCACCCAACAGAGGUCAUGAUAUCAGUCAAGGCCAUAUUCCAAUGAAGGCGAGGCUUGCUGCUGCUGCCGAAACCGCACUUUUGGCAAGCAUCCUUAAUGACAAUUUUUAUUUAGAAGAAAUAGGUCUGAGCUGAAAUUCUUUGAGGUUUGGCUGGAGAGGGAGGAAUAGCUGGGACUGUCCUUCUCGCAUAGAAUGGGACCUGUGCAGAUAAUUCCUCAAGGCUCUCAAUGGGUCUUGUAAACACACAGGAUCAUCAAUGGCAAGGGGUGGAUCAUGAUGGGUUAUGGCAGACCUGGGCAAACGCCGGCCCGCGGGCCGGAUCCAGCCCGCCUCCUGUCUCUGACCGGCCUGCCCGCUGGCCCGCCCGCUGGCCCGCCCGCCAGUAUAUAUAGUAUAUAUACAGUAUUGGGUAAAACUGAGUUAACUAUAUUAGUCCGGCCCUCUAGAACCAUCCCAAUUUCUCAUGCGGCCCCUUGGGAAAAUUAAUUGCCCACCCCUGGGUUAAGGGCUCACAUGAGGUAGCUCAUUUGCCAAGUACGGCGGGUCAGUGAGCAGUUGUACUGAUCUGUCAUCUCUAAUUGCUUUUAGUUGGAAUCCAAGGCCAAGACUGCUAACCCUCUGCCAAGGGCCAAUAAUUCAUCUAGCUAAAAAGCAGUUGUAGCACUUAUGUUUCUAUAGUCAGGUUGUCUGGUAUCAAAGAAAAACAAUUUACUAGUAAAGUUUCAUUUCUGCCCAUCUGAUUCCCACAUUUUUGAAGGAUAUGAGUAUGUACUGAUAAGCUUUCAUGAAUUUUUGAGUCUUUGAAAUUGAUAAAGCAUGCCUAAUUAACAAGAACUUAAUAUAUAGGAAGUGUAAACACUCACAUGCUAAUGUCUGCUUCUAGAUGUACUGGUGUAACAGCUCAUAAUCGUGCAUGCUACUGUUCUUUAUUUUGUAUUAAUAAUGCCAAAAAGUGAAAAUUUAAAAACAAGCUUAUUUUUUAAUAUAAAUUCUAUAUAAAGCCUGCUUUGUCAGUAAUUGUAGCCCACUCAAAAGAAAGUAUUUUGUAACUGUGGUUGUGGAAUGAAAUAAAUUUUUAUGUCUUUGUUCCUAGUGGGGGCAACUAUAAAUGUUUGAACUGUAGGAGAAUGGGUAAAUCCUGGUAAUGUUACAUGUGCUCACAAUUGGUCAGCUGAGGCGAAUGCAAAUGAUAUCAGCUCUAAGGAUCAUGUGCUGAGAGACCAACAGGCCUUCCUGCAGAAAUCAUGAUCCUAACAAAGCUUGUGCCCUUGUGUAAUUUCCAGACUGAUGGGCAAAAGUUUUUAUUGAAACCCAAUGGUUAGUUGUAACAUAAUUUUCUAUAGGGAUAUAUUUGGAAUUCUCUGGUUGUAUUUCUUCACAAAUUAAUUUCAUCUUUGAAAUUCGGGAUUUGGUAAGGCUGUUAAAAGGAAUUUAAAUCAGUAGCUUGUGCUAUAUUGGACGGCGGUCCAGUGGCACAAAAGUUAGUGCCCAUCACCAAAACAGUGAACCUAUCACCAAAACAGUUAAGGUUGGCUGUCCUAGAUUCAGCUUGUCUUAGGCUCUUUUCUUUCUCUGCAUGUGGUAUCUGUUUACAGGGCUGGCUGCCUUGCCCUGAUAUAGCCUUAGUGCAGGCUCAGCAUAAAAUACCUAAUUCCCCCCUCCCUCAUCCCCCUUUGCACAGAGAAGCUCUUGACAUAAAGUAUUUGUCUGAAAGAUUUUUUUCACACAGUUUGAUACUAAACAUAAUAGACUAUCCAUUGGCAUAACUACACAUUAAUGUGUACUUCUAGAUGCCUAGAAUAAGCAUCUGAUGUUCAUGCUUAUUGUAUUCCAUUCCUUUUGCAUUACACUUGUAUCAAGAAGUACCAACUUAGAAACUGGCAGUUAUAAUAGAGCUAUUAAACCACUGCCUAACGAUGUUCCUCUUGAAGUUAAUAAAAGUUAAAAUACUGUGUGA